AUAUUAUUGGCUGGACAAACAUACGCCUUUACAGCAAUGCAACACCACUGAGAACGUAACAAAACAAGGCCCAUCAUGCUGACCGCACAGAGGACAUGUGCAGCUCUGGCUGCACGCCAACUUCUAGGAGCUCCCUGCUCCUCACACGGAUUCAUCAACACACGCUCACAGACACACUUCCGACAGUUUCGUACCGCAACGCCCUGUCAGGAUGAAGUGGAUCUGCACCCGGAGUGGGCCAGCCUGGCCAAAAAACAACUGAAAGGGAAGAACCCAGAAGACCUGAUCUGGCGCACGCCGGAGGGCCUCAACAUCAAACCCGUCUACACUAAAGCAGACUCUGCAACGAAGCCAGAUGAACUGCCGGGGGUCUUCCCUUACACUAGGGGGCCCUACCCCACCAUGUACACGUUCAGGCCCUGGACCAUCAGGCAGUAUGCUGGCUUCAGCACCGUGGAGGAGAGCAACAAGUUCUACCGGGACAACAUUAAAGCGGGUCAACAGGGUCUCUCGGUGGCCUUCGACCUCCCGACUCACCGCGGGUAUGACUCCGACAACCCCCGUGUCCACGGUGAUGUCGGAAUGGCGGGGGUCGCCAUAGAUACCGUGGAGGACACCAAGAUGCUGUUCGACGGCAUCCCGCUGGAGAAGAUGUCGGUUUCUAUGACGAUGAACGGAGCGGUGAUCCCGGUGCUGGCCAUGUUCAUCGUGACGGGGGAGGAGCAGGGGGUACCCAAGGAGAAGCUGACAGGAACUAUCCAGAAUGACAUCCUGAAGGAGUUCAUGGUGCGGAACACCUAUAUCUUCCCCCCGGAACCUUCCAUGCACGCCAUCGCUGAUAUCUUCGCCUACACGUCCAAGCACAUGCCCAAGUUCAACUCCAUCUCCAUCAGUGGUUACCAUCUCCAGGAGGCCGGGGCGGACGCCAUCUUGGAGGUGGCCUACACCAUCGCCAACGGCCUGGAGUACUGCCGCACUGGGCUGAAAGCUGGCCUCACUAUAGAUGAGUUUGCCCCCAGGUUGUCAUUCUUCUGGGGUAUCGGUAUGAACUUCUACAUGGAGAUUGCCAAGCUGAGGGCAGGCAGGAGGCUGUGGGCCACGCUCAUUAAGGAGAAGUUCCAACCCAAGCUGCCCAAGUCUCUGCUCCUCAGGACCCACUGUCAGACCUCAGGCUGGUCCCUCACUGAACAGGACCCGUAUAACAACGUGGUGCGUACUGUGAUCGAGGCGAUGGCUGCGGUGUUCGGGGGGACCCAGUCUCUACACACCAACUCUUUUGACGAGGCUUUGGGUCUACCAACGGUGAAGAGCGCCCGCAUCGCACGCAACACACAGAUAAUCAUCCAAGAGGAGUCUGGGAUACCCAAGGUCGCCGACCCCUGGGGCGGGUCACACAUGAUGGAGGCGCUGACCGACGAUGUCUACAACACUGCCCUAAAGUUUAUCAAUGAGAUCGAAGAGAUGGGAGGCAUGGCCAGAGCUGUGGCUGAAGGCAUUCCUAAACUACGCAUCGAGGAGUGUGCUGCUCGCAGACAGGCUCGCAUCGACUCAGGUUCGGAGGUGAUUGUUGGGGUGAAUAAGUACCGUCUAGAGAAAGAGGAGUCAGUUGAUGUGCUGUCUAUCGACAACACCAACGUACGCAACAAACAGAUCGACAAACUCAAGAAGGUGAGGGCGAGUCGUGAUGCUGAGGUGGCGAAGAGGUGUCUGUCGGCCAUAGAGGAGUGUGCUCGUACCAAGGAGGGGAACCUGCUGGGGCUGGCUGUGGAGGCUGCUAGAGCCAGAUGUUCUGUAGGGGAGAUCACGGAUGCCAUGAAGGCUGUGUUUGGGGAACAUAAAGCCAGCACCAGGAUGGUGAGCGGAGCCUACCGCAGCGAGUUCGGAGAGCAUGAGGAGAUCUCCACAACGCACAACCGGGUGGUAGAAUUUAAGAAGCAUGAGGGCAGGAACCCUCGUCUGCUGGUGGCCAAGAUGGGCCAGGACGGCCAUGACAGGGGGGCAAAGGUCAUCGCUACGGGAUUCGCUGACCUGGGAUUUGACGUUGACAUUGGACCGCUCUUCCAGACCCCCCUGGAGGUGGCCCAGCAGGCGGUAGAUGCAGACGUCCACUGUGUUGGGAUCAGCACGCUGGCCGCAGGACACAAGACCCUGGUCCCAGAGCUUAUCAAGGAGCUUCGCAACCUCAACCGCCCUGACAUCCUGGUCAUCUGUGGAGGCGUCAUCCCACCUCAGGACUAUGAGUUCCUGUACCAGAGUGGUGUGUGCUGUAUCUUCGGCCCCGGGACGAGAAUCCCUCAGGCUGCAGUAGAGGUGAUAGACAACAUUGAGAAGAGCCUGGACAAGAUCCGCCAGGCCAUGUAGAUGGGAAGAAGUGAAGAAGUGGCAAACAUAGGCGUGUGAUAUCUGCACAGGAUGAUAGAAUAGCGCAAUGAGGUUGUGACAUGACUAUAUUCAUAAUGACUGUGUGAAUUUUGCCAAAACCACAACCAAUAAUAUACAGUUUAGUCUACAGAUCUGUUAGUCUGUCUUCAUCUGCGUUUCUCAAUCCAAUUCUGGAGGACACCCCUAUUCAUCUAAUCAAGGGCUUGGUGAUUGGUUGUGUACAGUAAGUGCUGGGUUUGAACAAAAUGUGUUCUUUCUGAGCACUCCCCUAUGAAUAGAUUGUGCAACACUGAUAUGGGGCAGCAGGUAGCCUAGUGGUUAGAGCGUUGGACUUGUAACCGAAAGGUUGCAAGAUCGAAUCCCCGAGCUGACAAGGUAGAAAUCUGUCGUUCAGCCCCUGAACAAGGCAGUUAACCCACUGUUCCUAGGCCGUCAUUGAAAAUAAGUUUUUGUUCUUAACUGACUUGCCUAGUUAAAUAAAGGUUUAAAAAAUUACAAUUGAUAUAGGCAGAUGUUUGUGAAAACUGAAAAUAUAAUAGUGUGAAAUCUGCACAGAAUGUGCAGAACAAGGUGGUAGAACAAGGAGAUGUGGAAAUAUUCGUAAUGACUUUUUGAAGUGAUCCAUACUGUAUGUUAUCUAAAGUCACUGAAUCAAUAAAAAUGAUUUGUUUGCUA
Molecule: messenger RNA, 3057 nt
Organism: Salvelinus namaycush (lake trout)
Lineage: Eukaryota; Metazoa; Chordata; Actinopteri; Salmoniformes; Salmonidae
Product: methylmalonyl-CoA mutase, mitochondrial-like
Exons: 13
Coding region: 76-2361 (761 amino acids)
Cellular component (GO): mitochondrion
Molecular function (GO): methylmalonyl-CoA mutase activity; metal ion binding; cobalamin binding
Source: RefSeq, a predicted model, not a curated record